UUUGGUUCUGUAAUUAUUCAGGAUGUUAUUAUUUAUCGCAUUUUCACUUGUUUUAUAGGAGGCUACAGUUCUGUGGCGUAACAAAAGUUUGAAAAUAUCUAUAUUUUCUCUGGGAGGAAUCCUCAUUUGCUGUGAACUCAUGGUUUAAUUGGGUAUAAAGAUGAGUAUAAGCAGUGAUGAGGUUAACUUCCUGGUGUACAGAUACUUACAAGAAUCAGGGUUUUCCCAUUCUGCAUUUACUUUUGGUAUAGAGAGCCAUAUCAGCCAGUCUAAUAUUAAUGGUGCCCUGGUACCACCUGCUGCUUUAAUUUCCAUCAUUCAGAAAGGGUUGCAGUAUGUGGAGGCAGAAGUUAGCAUUAAUGAGGAUGGAACCCUGUUCGAUGGCAGGCCUAUCGAAUCUCUGUCUCUCAUCGAUGCGGUUAUGCCUGAUGUUGUGCAAACAAGACAACAGGCAUACAGAGACAAACUCGCACAGCAACAGCAAGCUGCGGCUGCUGCAGCAGCUGCCGCCGCCGCCGCUGCUUCUUCUACAGCUAACAAUCAACAACCCUCCACAAAGAAUGGUGAAAAUACAGCAAAUGGAGAGGAGAACGGAGGACAUGCACUGGCAAAUAACCACACUGAUAUGAUGGAAGUUGAUGGAGACGUUGAAAUCCCUUCCAGCAAGGCAGUGGUGCUACGCGGCCACGAGUCAGAAGUAUUCAUUUGUGCCUGGAAUCCAGUUAGCGAUCUGCUGGCCUCAGGGUCUGGCGACUCAACGGCUAGAAUAUGGAAUCUUAGUGAAAAUAGUACUAGUGGGUCAACACAACUGGUCCUUAGACAUUGUAUACGGGAAGGUGGUCAAGACGUUCCCAGCAACAAAGAUGUAACCUCUUUAGAUUGGAAUAGUGAAGGAACCCUUCUAGCAACGGGGUCAUAUGAUGGCUUUGCAAGAAUAUGGACUAAAGACGGAAAUCUUGCUAGCACCUUGGGACAGCAUAAAGGACCGAUAUUCGCACUGAAAUGGAACAAAAAAGGAAACUUCAUUUUAAGUGCAGGCGUAGAUAAGACGACCAUUAUCUGGGAUGCACAUACUGGGGAAGCAAAGCAACAAUUUCCCUUCCAUUCAGCACCAGCAUUAGAUGUUGACUGGCAAAGUAACAAUACGUUUGCAUCUUGCAGUACAGAUAUGUGCAUCCAUGUCUGUAAACUGGGUCAAGAUCGACCAAUAAAAACAUUCCAGGGACAUACAAAUGAAGUGAAUGCAAUAAAAUGGGAUCCUACUGGUAAUCUUCUAGCAUCCUGUUCUGACGACAUGACAUUAAAGAUCUGGAGUAUGAAGCAAGAUAACUGUGUUCAUGACUUGCAAGCACAUAACAAAGAGAUUUAUACCAUCAAAUGGAGCCCUACUGGGCCAGGGACAAAUAAUCCAAAUGCUAAUCUUAUGCUGGCAAGUGCGUCGUUUGAUUCUACAGUAAGAUUGUGGGAUGUAGACAGAGGAAUCUGCAUUCACACAUUAACAAAACAUCAGGAACCUGUGUACAGUGUAGCCUUUAGUCCUGAUGGCCGGUACUUGGCCAGUGGUUCAUUUGACAAAUGUGUACACAUCUGGAAUACACAGACGGGUGCAUUAGUUCACAGCUAUCGGGGAACAGGGGGAAUCUUUGAGGUUUGUUGGAAUGCAGCAGGGGACAAAGUCGGAGCAAGUGCGUCAGAUGGUUCAGUUUGUGUAUUAGACCUACGAAAAUAGCGCUACUGGUUGGAAGCCAUGGACCGACUAUGAAUGUGUACAUAGCCAAAAUGACUGUCCCUAACCCAUGUACUGCUAUAGUCCCACUUAACCAUGGCCAGUCCACUACAGCCAAACUGAAAAGAAACCUAUACAUAGAUAUUUACAUUUGAUAAUGAACCGCUGCAAAAUAUUGCACCUCAAAGAGGAUAAAGAUUUUAGAUAACAGCUUGAAUAUUUGUGUGCUGGAUUUCCAGGAGCAACAAAUUUGAAACAAGAAGAUUGUCUAACAGUAAUGCACGGCGAACAUAAAUGUACCAAUGUUGGAAGAUGGUAGUCGAUUAAAAAUACGCCAUGUAUUUUUUAUAUUACAAUCCUGAAUUAUGUUCUACAGGAAUCCAGCCUGUUUUUUUGGGGAGGGGGGGGGGUUCCUGUUUCUUUUCAAUCAUUUGCCCUUGUAGAGAUCACGGGCAAUUUACUUGAGCAAUAGUUUGAUCUUGGUUUUGAAGCGUUAUUUUCAGAGUGGGGGCAAUUUAUCUCACUAUAAUAUAUAUAUUUUUUUUUAUAAAUAUAUAAUUUAGUUUCUGAACAGGUUUUCUGAGAAGACUACAACUUGGUACACAGAAAGAUGUUGAUUUAUUGGCUGCAGCCCAUGCAGUUUGUUACAUAAAAAAGAAAAAUAUCAAUUAUAGGUAAACUGCUGUUUAUUUUAUGGUGACGUGGCUGAAAUGCUUAUUUGGGACAUAUUUCUGCCAAACGUGAAGGGCACAAAAAAUAAAGAUCAGACAGGGGACACUAACGUGUCUUUGUUUCCUUUAGACCAUUUACACAUGGUUUACUUGUGCACUAUUGUGAUAGGAGCAAAAUAUAUUUCUUUUAUUCUUAAGAGAUUAUAAUCUCUCAUUGUUUGGACUGGUUUUUGAAAUGGAUUCUAGGAAUACUUGUAUAAUCCGUAAAGCUAUAUUAUGGAGAAGCUCAACAUUAUAGAGACACUGAAAAGGUAACCAAAUUCCAGUGUUAAAAGUAUCUCUUAUGUUAAUCUCCUAUAGCAAAAGAGUUCUUUAUCCCAUAUAUUCAUUCACAUAGAAGGCAGGCCGAAUUCAUAAUCUUUACAGAUUUAAAUGGGGACUUCCUUCAGGUUUUCUGUUAAAUCAAUAUUUUAGGCUUUUAACACAUAGGCAGCACAAAUUGGGUGUACAGUAUGUUGAGUUUCAUCUAUUUUCUGCUUGUCAUUUUUUUUUUUAUAUAAUUUUAAAAGUUCUAUGCUGCUAUUCAGAAUAUUAACAAUGUCAGUUUUUUCUUACAUUUUAUAAUGCUUUUUUAACAAACAAAAAAAUACUUUCUGCCCUUAUUAAAAAUGCUUAUCCAUGUUUGCUUCCUUUUUAGCAAAUAUCUGACAUUUUAACAGUUGGGCUGUUUUUGACUAGGUUGUAGACUCAAAACUUGCAAAAAACAAAACAAAUAAAACAGCAUAGCCAUUUUGUCCAGAACAAGCUUUUUCUUAAAAGGGCAUCCCAGCCUAAAUUGAUCAUCCAUGCAUUUCACUAACUGGGAGGCAGGGGAAAAUGUUUAUAUCCUGUGGUUUUAAUAACAACCAGAGGUGUGUUAGUGGCAACAAUGUAACCAUUACUUAAAGGGACAUGACACCCACAUUUUUUUCUUUUGAUGAUUUAGAAAGAGAAUGCAUUUUUAAACAUCUUUCUAAUUUACUUCUAUUAUCUAAUUUGUGUUAUUCUCUUGAUAUUCUUUGCUGGAAAGCAUAUCUAGAUAUGCUCAGUAGCUGCAGAUUGGUUGCUGUACAUAGAAGCCUCAUGUGAUUGGCUCACCCAUGUGCAUUGCUUUUUCUUCAAAUAAGGAUAUCUAAAAAAAAAUGAAGCAAAAUCAAUAAUAGAAGUAAAUUGUAAUGUUAUUUAAAUUUGUAUGUUCUAUCUGAAUCAUGAAAGAAAGAUUUUGGGUUUAGUGGCCCUUUAAUAUACUAAGUUUAAAUAGAUAGAAAAAAUAGCCUCUUUCGUAGUUUAGUUUUUAUGUUUUAUUCAAUGAAAGCUUCUAUUUUAGAUGAAUAUUCCAAAAAAUAAAAUAUAACAUAAAAGUUUUAUUUUAUUUUUGGGAUGCUCAUCUAAAAUACAAUCUUUAAUUGUAUAAAAAUAUCUAAACUGUGAAAGACUCUACUUUGUCUACAUUUCAGUUUUGAAUAAAAGCCUUUUUUACACUUCUAUUGGCAAUUUAUUUUUCUUCUUUUUAUCAAAAUCUAUCUGUUUUGUUCAGAGCUUUUACUGCGCUUGGGCAUUUGAAGCGUAUAUAGCUAACCUGCAUGUGCAUUUUAUAGAGCAUAUCUGCUCAGAACGUCGGUGGUGCCUUGUAACAAGUCCCGGUGACUUUGUUUGCAAGAACAGACAGUUUUUGCUUUCUCCAUGUGCCCAUUUUUACACAAUGAAAGUUCCCAGCAAAACAAUGAUAGAUUUUAUUAGAAGCAUUUUUGCUAUUACAAGUGUAAUGUUUCUGUUCAACAGUUAAAUGUACUAAUAUGCAUUUGAAUUUUGGCUGGAGUGUCCCUUUACCUCCUCGUCCUGUAGAGACUAAAUUUUGAAUAGAGUACAAUAAUUUCAGAGACAUGUGAAAAUCGUAUUCCACUAUAUAUUUCUACAUCGUCAAGAUAUUACAAAUGCAAACCGCUUUUCUGGUCUAAUAAAAUGUUCUUUCUGUCACUUGCAUUUUAGAAAUUCCAUGAAAUUGGUGAUAUUCUCUGUUCUUUGUUUUGUGAAAGUCCUGUCCAUACAAUUAAACAUGAAUAGACAUCUCUGAAGUGUUUUACACUUGGUGAAGUUGAGUGAUUGCAUUAUAAAGCAUAGCAAGGGGAUACUACCUGUUUAAUUCAUUGUUUGAAAUGCACUCUCUUAAAGCAGGUUUUGAUAUUUCUUAUAAUGAAUUUCACCCAAAAUUGCAGCUAUGAAUUAAAUGUUUAGAAUUCAUUUAACUGUAGUGUACAACAAGACCAGCCUUAUUAAAGGCAUUCUGAACAUUAGGUGUAUUCCCAACAAACCCUGCCCUCCAUUUUGCACGUCAUCCUAAGAAGAUUCUUACAUUUCUCACCAUGGUUCUGUGACGGCUUUAAUAUACAUAUGUAUAUAUGUGUGUGUGUGUGUAUGUAUGACUGUGUAUAUGUGUGUGUGUGUGUGUGUGUGUGUGUGUAUAUAUAUAUAUAUAUAUAUAUAUAUAUAUAUAUAUUUCUGACUAUUUUCUUCCCAUUUGUAAUGUUUAGAACAGUUUGUGUGUUUCAUAUAUAUACAUAUAUAUAUAUAUAUGUAUGUAUAUAUGUGGUAUUAUUUAGAGACGAUUGACAAUUAACCUUGAAAAACCAUGUCUGUGGCUGAUGUUAAUGGGAAAUUAUCUGUGCAAUAAAAAGGAAGGGGGAAUAUGCCCCCAGGAAAAGACCCAAAUGUUUUGAAAAGGCUAUUCUAAAACAGUGCUUAGACCAAUGUCAGUAGUCCGUACUAUACUACUGUAUAUCAAAAUAAACUGUGUAUAUGUGUGUGUGUGUUAGAUGUGCAUUGGGCAUUUGUUUAUAUAUAAACGAAUGCUAAAUAUUGCUCUGGGUCAUGGCAUUUUGGCUCCUUUCAAAGCCGUAUUUAUUUGUGUAAUACUACAACACACAAUGAUCUGAAUGCCGAAUGCACAUGUCUAAUAUAUAUGUAUCAGAAAUAAAAGAAAUGACUUUUUAAAAUCUAUUUUUCUUUAACACAGUCUGCAAUUUAGUUAAGUUUUAUCCCAAAGUAAAGCUUGCCUUCAAUCCCUUUAGAUCUUUGGCUGUUUUAAGCAGAGAGUGUUUCCAACUGUUGAGAUUUUAAUUGAAAAACAGAUGCAUUUUUUGGCUAUCUAUGUCUUGUGAUAGUGCUUUUAAUUUGCCAACAUUCUAAAUCAGGACAAUAAUAGUUCAGACAGUUGUUAUUAAAUUUGAAGUUUGAGACUUCAACCUCCCUCUGUUUGUAUGGGCACCACUGGAUUUUACAUUCUAUUAAACACCAAUAUGAACUUUUGUUGGGACACUGCAAUAUUCUGAUUCAUUUAAACGUAUGGUUGAUUAAAACCAGUUGGUUGUUUUCAAAAAUUGGAAUUUUUGGGGUCUAAUUUUUUUAGCCUAUCAACUGCACUGGAGUCACUUGUCUGCAUCAUUUCUUCUGUUAUACAAUUAACUAACCAAUGUUGUAAUGAACCAGCCCAUUGUAGUUUUUGUACAUGUUAAAUACUUUUAUUGUUUGGUUUUCAUGAUGACUUGUCUAAUGAACACAUUUGGUGUUCUCUACUGUCCUGGACCAUGUUAAUUACACUUUAUAAUGUAUUUUGCUUCCACAUAAUAAUUUGCCCCAGUGCCCCUUUGUCCCUUUCUCCUUGUUUUCACACACUUUUUUCUGUUGCAGUUACCUUUUGCAUUGUAUUGCUCUGACAACUGUAAUUUGAAUCCGAUCUGAAAGAGGUCCAGAAUAAAAUAUAUUUUGAUAUUA
Messenger RNA from Bombina bombina (fire-bellied toad), 6207 nucleotides. RefSeq names its product TBL1X/Y related 1 (gene TBL1XR1). NCBI's taxonomy places the organism in Eukaryota, Metazoa, Chordata, Amphibia, Anura, Bombinatoridae. The record is from RefSeq and is a predicted model, not a curated record. Gene Ontology annotation, biological process: regulation of transcription by RNA polymerase II. Bases 161 to 1729 code for a protein of 522 amino acids. The transcript is spliced from 15 exons. Gene Ontology annotation, molecular function: transcription corepressor activity; protein binding. Gene Ontology annotation, cellular component: histone deacetylase complex.